AUGGAGCCAGGGCUCGCUGGCGUCAAGGAGGAGCUCGACGACGCGGCGACCUUGAAGUGGGCGCGCGACGACUGGGCGCAGACGGAGCUGCAGCGCCAACGCCUCACCUACGAGCGCAUUCGCAGCUCCGCCGGAGAAGAUCACCCCGCUGACCUGACCUCCGCCUCCUCCGAGCCCCCUCCCCUCUUUGACGGCACUAGCGGGAGUAUUGGCUUGCAGGACACGAUCAAAAUAGUCGCCCUAGAUCUCGCAGACAGGCCAGCCUGGUAUAAGGACAAAGUCUACACAGAGAACAAGGUGCCUGCCCUGGAGCACAACAAGCAGGUGAUAGGGGAGAGCUUGGAUCUGCUCAAAUACAUCGACAACAAUUUCGAUGGCCCAGCAUUGCUCCCUCAUGAUUCUGCGAAGAAACAAUUUGCCGAGGAACUGCUUGCGUACAGCGACAGUUUCAACGCCAGCGCCUUCUUCUCAUGCCUACGCUCCAAGGGAGAUGUGACAGACGAAGCUGGUAAACAAAUAGAACAGAACAGUGCUACUUACAACAUGUUUGUUUGUUUUAGAAGUUCUACGUUUAAAGGCUGCAUGCAGUCUGUGCUCACAUUGCACCUUCUUUCAUUAGUUACUGCUGUUGAUAAAAUAGAGGCUGCCCUGGGAAAGUUCAGCGAUGGCCCUUUCUUCCUUGGCCAGUUCAGCUUGGUCGACAUUGCAUAUGUGCCAUUCAUCGAAAGGCUUCAGAUAUCCUAUUCUGGCAUCAAGAACUACGAUAUCGUUGGGGGCAGACCCAACCUUGGCAGUUUCAUCGAGGUAUAUUCUGGAUAA
Triticum aestivum (bread wheat) is the source of this 819-nucleotide messenger RNA. RefSeq names its product protein IN2-1 homolog B-like. Gene Ontology annotation, biological process: protein glutathionylation. The record is from RefSeq and is a predicted model, not a curated record. The transcript is spliced from 6 exons. Bases 1 to 819 code for a protein of 272 amino acids. Gene Ontology annotation, molecular function: glutathione transferase activity. Lineage: Eukaryota; Viridiplantae; Streptophyta; Magnoliopsida; Poales; Poaceae.